Cylindrotheca closterium is the source of this 1893-nucleotide messenger RNA. NCBI's taxonomy places the organism in Eukaryota, Bacillariophyta, Bacillariophyceae, Bacillariales, Bacillariaceae. The record is from the annotation of a GenBank genome assembly.
AUGACGUUACAAGCAUGGAGCUUUCCAUCAGGAGUGCUCAGCGUCCUGUCCGCAAUCCUUCUUCUUCUCCUUUCCAAAGAAUCCGAUUCCUUUCUUCUUCCGGCAUUGCAUCCACAAAAAUUGAAUACUAAUCAUUGGACAUUGUCUCACAAUUCUCUUACCACCAAGACGUUGUUACAGUCCAAAGACGGAAGGAUAUCGUCGUCUUCUGAAUUGUACUACAACAAGGCCUUUGGCAACAAUGAAGACGAACAUCAGCAACAACAACAACAACAACAUGACAUGCAGCAAGAGUUGCAACAACAAGAGUUGCAACAACAAGAGUUGCAACAACAACAGCAACAGGAAAACCCCAUUCCUGUCAACGAACAAACGCGCAUGUACCUGGUCCGCAAACUCCAACACUUGUAUUAUCAAAACGAAACCACCGGACUGGCCGAUCACGAUCACUUUGGGAUUUAUCAGAACAUGCCCAUUUUGAGAUCUACUCGCGUCGAAUUGCCCGGCUUUCAAUCGCUGUGGAACAUUACGGAUCCGCUCGAGAUUCACAUGUUUCUCAAAGUGUGCAAUUCCGAAUCCAAUCAUUACUUUGGACAUUUGCACAUGGCCGACGAAUACUCCUCCAAAGAGAUUCGAGACUUUACGUCGUCUCCCGGCAUGACGACCUUUACCGACCAACCUAAUGGCCAAGAAGAAGAGCAGAGUCAAGCUGAGAAGACCAAGGCAGCCGAAGAAGCCUUUCGGGCUCAUUUGAAAAAGCAACAGGAAUACGAUUUCUAUUCCCGCAAUCGGUACAAGAUUGGUACCCUCAUGCAAGUCUCGGAUUGUCAUCAAGAUGAAACCACGGGACACUUGUUGGUGUUGGUCCAAGCCUUGGCACGCUUUGUCGUCGUGGAAGGAUCCAUGGAACAAUGGAAUUGGUUGUCGCUCGAUCAAUUUCAGCAGCAGCCAUUGAGUAAGGAAGAAAUUAUACUCCGCAGCCAUGGAUACAAACCUACGGUGCAACGAGCCUCGGUCGAACUCUUGCCGGACGAAGAAUUCGUCCAAUACUUUACCCAAAAGGCCAAAGAGACGGCCGACAAUUUUGAUUUCAGCCUCAAUCGUGACGUCCAAGGUGCGGCCUGUGCGGGUGCCAUUGCCGAAGCCUCCGAAUGGCGAUUCGUGGAAUUCGAACCCAAACGGAUUCCCAUGCCCGGACAACUUUUGGAUCCCGUGGCCAGCAUGAUGUCCCAAUUGGCAUCGGUACAAGUCCAACAAAAGGUCAAGAGUACCAUGGAAGAAUACCUUAGUCAACCACCUUUGGAAAUGCAUCAUGGCGAAUGCAGUUUGUACUCUACCAAUGACGAUGGUAGCAGUAUGAUUGAGGAGGAUCAUGAUUACCAUUACAAGGACGAUUCCUCGAAUGACAAUACGGCAGUCAUGGCCAGUCUGUUGGCCCAACAACACGUUCUCGAUGUCGAACGUAGAGUGUGGUUGGAAUUGGACAAACUCGUCAAGAAUUUGCGCCUGCUCAAUCCACGUUCCAAUACUCAAAUCCCCGUUCCCAAUCAGGUGUUGAGCCUCAUUCCCACCUUUUCCGAUUGGCCCGAAGACUUUGGAUUGGCGCUCUAUGUGAGACAAUUGGUACGCGCCCAUGGAGUCUUGGCCCGCAACAAGUACAAAUUUUCGAAUGGAUUUCAAUUGGUCCCACCCGAUUAUCCACCCUUGCGCCGAGCUCGUCGAUUGUCGUACAUUUUGUGGAAUGUCUUUUUGGAACAGGAUACCAUGGACGUUCCCUCGGGGGAAAUGCAACGUGUUUUAGAAGUACAUUCGAUUGCCAGUCGAUUGGAAGCGGGAUUGCUGCAAUUGCAAACCAUUAAUCGUAUCUUGCAAACAUUGAUUGCUGGGAGUUGA